AUGCUCGUAUUGCCGAUUGAAAAUCCACGUGAAAGUAACCCAUAUCCAUUCUACAUCAAGAAUAUUGGACAAAGUGAUGGAUAUCAAGAUGAAGAUCUAAAUCUUGUUCCAGUUUGGAAUUGCGGAAUCAAUGGUCAGAAAAUUGAAAUAGGAUUGUUUUCAAGUGAAUGCUUAACUCAUGAUAAGGCUCAAAAUCAUAUAAAAUCAAAAUUUGAAAAUUUUACUCAAAUGGAACCCCACAUUCAAGGAAUGAAGAAUAUAAUAUUGAGUACAAUGUCAAACCAAAGCACACUUAAUUAUCCUACAGACGAUACUAUAACAUGCAAUAAUAUACCUUCGAAUUUUUCAGACGCAAUUUAUAAUAUUACAUCAUAUCUACAAAACGAGCAAUCGAAAUUGAAAAAUAUCAAUCUAUUCCAUAUAUCAAAGUCGCAUCCUCAAAAUCAAAUCCAAGUUGAUCCAAUGAUGCAUUACAGAGCUCUUUUGGCUCAAAUUUUGUACAUGGACGAAAUGGUCUAG
Molecule: messenger RNA, 519 nt
Organism: Trichomonas vaginalis G3
Lineage: Eukaryota; Parabasalia; Trichomonadida; Trichomonadidae
Product: serine-type endopeptidase protein
Exons: 1
Coding region: 1-519 (172 amino acids)
Source: RefSeq, a predicted model, not a curated record